Molecule: messenger RNA, 636 nt
Organism: Rhizopus microsporus ATCC 52813
Lineage: Eukaryota; Fungi; Mucoromycota; Mucoromycetes; Mucorales; Rhizopodaceae
Product: GTPase
Exons: 6
Coding region: 1-636 (211 amino acids)
Biological process (GO): exocytosis
Cellular component (GO): recycling endosome
Molecular function (GO): GTPase activity; GTP binding
Source: RefSeq, a predicted model, not a curated record
AUGAGUAGAGACGAUGAAUAUGACUAUCUUUUCAAAGUCGUCCUUAUUGGUGACUCUGGUGUUGGUAAAACAAACCUUUUAAGUCGUUUUACCCGUAACGAAUUUAAUUUGGAAUCAAAAAGUACUAUUGGUGUCGAAUUUGCCACUCGUUCUGUUCAAGUUGAUAACAAGACUGUAAAAGCUCAAAUUUGGGACACAGCCGGUCAAGAAAGAUACCGUGCGAUUACUAGUGCUUACUACCGAGGUGCUGUCGGUGCAUUGCUUGUCUAUGAUAUCGCUAAAUAUGCUACCUAUGAAAAUGUGAUGCGCUGGUUAAAGGAACUCCGUGACCAUGCUGAUUCGAAUAUUGUCGUCAUGUUGGUCGGAAACAAGAGUGAUCUGCGACAUUUACGUGCAGUUCCUACAGAAGAAGCCAAGCAGUUUGCAGCUGAUAAUGGGCUUUCAUUCAUUGAAACCUCUGCGUUAGAUUCUAGUAAUGUAGAACUUGCUUUCCAAAGGAUUUUGACAGAAAUCUAUCGUAUCGUGUCCAAUAAGGCACUAGAAUCUUCUAAUGAUGUUAUUAGGCCUACUGCUGGACAAACCAUUAAUGUCAGUCAACCAACUGAAGAACAAAAGCAAGGUGGAGGUUGCUGUUAA